Eutrema salsugineum is the source of this 2895-nucleotide messenger RNA. Its product is annotated as probable LRR receptor-like serine/threonine-protein kinase At4g29180. The record is from RefSeq and is a predicted model, not a curated record. Gene Ontology annotation, biological process: protein phosphorylation. The coding region runs from base 103 to 2841 and encodes 912 amino acids. NCBI's taxonomy places the organism in Eukaryota, Viridiplantae, Streptophyta, Magnoliopsida, Brassicales, Brassicaceae. Gene Ontology annotation, molecular function: protein binding; ATP binding; protein kinase activity. The transcript is spliced from 11 exons.
CUUUCGUGUAUUUUUGUGUUUCUGUGUUAUCUUAAUCGCAGGUUGUCUGUUUUUUUUCCGACGAUGACGAUGAACUGAGAGCUUCACAAAAGGAGAAAGAAGAUGGGAGCUCACUCUGUUUUUCUCAUCCUUGUUUGCGUCAUUGGCACUGCCAUUGUGGUUCAUGGCCAAGGCCAAGCAGGCUUCAUCAGCAUAGAUUGUGGGUCACCACCUAAUAUAAACUAUGUAGACACUGAUACUGGUAUCAGUUACACAUGGGAUGCACCGUUCAUAAAAAGUGGAGUAAAUGUGAACGUCUCUGAAGAAUAUGGUUACCCGAAAAACCCGGUUUUGCCAUUCCCGCUUGCUGAUGUCAGAUCUUUCCCUCAAGGAAACAGGAACUGUUACUCCUUAACCCCUUCGGAUGGUAAAGGGAAUCUUUAUCUCAUCAGAGCUUCGUUUAUGUAUGGAAACUACGACGGUGACAACGCUUUGCCUGAGUUUGAUCUCUAUGUAGACGUGAAUUUCUGGACCUCAGUGACAUUCAGAAAUGCUUCUGAGAACGUCAUCAAGGAGAUCCUAAGCUUUGCAGAGUCAGAGACAGUAUACGUUUGCCUUGUCAACAAAGGUAAAGGAACUCCUUUUAUUUCAGCCUUGGAGCUCAGGCCAAUGAACAGCUCAAUCUAUGGCACUGAAUUUGGAAGAAAUGUCUCUUUGGUUCUCUAUCAAAGAUUGGACACAGGAUAUUUGAACGGAACAGGACGGUACCAGAAGGAUGUAUAUGAUCGUAUUUGGUCUCCGUACUCUCCAGCCUCUUGGAAGUCAACCAUGACAAAUGGGUAUAUCGAUAUUUUUCAGAGCGGUUACAAGCCACCAGAUGAAGUUAUAAAGACAGCUGCUUCGCCUAAAAGCGAUGACGAACCAUUGGAACUGUCGUGGACAUCAGAUGAUCCAAAUGCUCGGUUCUAUGCAUACCUUUACUUUGCAGAACUCGAAAAUCUCAAGAGGAAUGAGAGCAGAAAAAUCAGGAUAUUCUGGAACGGGUCGCCUGUUUCAGGAGCUUUCAACCCCUCUUCCGAGUAUUCAAUGACAGUGUCUAAUUCGCGAGCUUUCACCGGUAAAGAUCACUGGAUUUCCGUCCAGAAGACCUCAGAUUCAACACUUCCACCAAUACUUAAUGCCAUCGAGAUUUUCUCAGCACAAUCUCUGGAUGAAUUUUCCACCACAACUGAAGAUGUUCGCGCCAUAGAAAGCAUAAAAUCAACGUAUAAACUGCAAAAGGUUUGGAGUGGUGAUCCUUGUUCCCCAAGUUUAUUCCCUUGGGAAGGUAUUAGAUGCAGCUACAACAAUUCUAGUCAUCAAAUCAAGUCCCUGAAUCUUAGCUCAAGCGGAUUGCAUGGACCAAUAGCCUUCUCAUUUAGAAAUCUCUCCAACCUUGAGUCACUGGAUUUGUCAAACAACAGCCUGAAAGGAUUUGUGCCGGACUUUUUGGCUGAUCUAAAACUUUUGAAGUACCUGAAUUUGAAAGGAAAUAAUUUCACUGGGUAUAUCCCAAGAUCUCUUAGAAAAAGAUCAGUGGAUGAUGGAUUAGUACUCAGUGUGGAUGAACAAAACAUUUGUCACUCACGUUCAUGUCGGGACAGGAGCAGAAUCCUAGUGCCAAUAGUUGUAUCCACAUUAGUGGUCGUUCUUAUUGCCGCCUUGGUUGUCAUAUGCAUCUUGCGAAGGGAAAGAAAAAUAAUGUAUUCAGGAGCCUAUUCAGGACCACUCCUGCCUUCAGGGAAGAGAAGGUUCACGUAUAGUGAAGUCUCUAGCAUUACAAACAACUUCAAUAAAGUGAUCGGUAAAGGAGGGUUUGGUAUUGUGUACCUCGGUUCCCUCGAAGAUGGGACUGAAAUUGCUGUAAAGAUGAUAAACGAUUCUUCAUUUGGAAAAUCUAAAGGAUCAUCAUCAUCAUCAUCAUCAUCAUCAUCCCGUGUUUCCAAAGAAUUCCAAGUCGAGGCGGAGCUUCUUUUGACAGUUCAUCACAGGAACUUAGCCUCCUUUGUUGGGUACUGUGAUGAUGGUCGCAGUAUGGCUCUCAUCUACGAGUACAUGGCCAAUGGUAACUUGCAGGAUUAUCUAUCAAGUGAGAACGCAGAGGAUCUUAGCUGGGAAAAGAGACUCCAUAUAGCCAUAGACUCUGCACAAGGGUUGGAGUAUCUGCACCAUGGAUGCAGGCCACCAAUAGUACACAGAGACGUUAAAACAGCAAACAUCCUAUUAAAUGAUAACUUGGAAGCCAAGAUUGCUGAUUUCGGUCUUUCUAAGGUCUUCCCUGAGGACGAUCUCAGCCACGUCGUGACUGCAGUCAUGGGCACUCCCGGCUACGUCGAUCCUGAGUACUACAACACGUUUAAGCUAAACGAGAAGAGCGAUGUGUACAGUUUCGGGAUCGUUCUCUUAGAACUUAUAACCGGUCGGAGAUCAAUAAUGAAAACCGACGACGGAGACAAAAUGAACGUUGUCCACUUCGUCGAGCCUUUCAUCGAUUUCGGAGACAUAGAUGGUGUCGUCGACGCACGGCUUCGCGGCGACUUCUCCUCAAACUCAGCUUGGAAGUUCGUAGAGGUCGCAAUGUCUUGCGUUAGAGACAGAGGAACUAACAGACCAACAAUGAACCAGAUCGUGUCUGAUUUAAAACAGUGCUUAGCCGCUGAGCUGGGUCGUGAGCCACGGAGCCAUCAUGAGAAGGAAGUAGUGAAAGAGAAGAACACGAAGUCGCAGAUUCGGAAUUAUAGUAGCGAUGAAUAUAUUAGCUCGACGGGAUCGGUUUCGAUUACUUUUGGAGAUUACAACACGUUUGGCCCAACGGCAAGGUAGUGAGAAUUAAAUCAAGGUUUGAUUGAUAUCUUUAAAUUAUUUUCUGUGUUUGUU